This is a messenger RNA of Athalia rosae (coleseed sawfly), 996 nucleotides long. It is a transcript of the gene NC2beta, whose product is annotated as protein Dr1. Gene Ontology annotation, biological process: chromatin remodeling; negative regulation of transcription by RNA polymerase II; RNA polymerase II preinitiation complex assembly. Gene Ontology annotation, cellular component: negative cofactor 2 complex. The record is from RefSeq and is a predicted model, not a curated record. Bases 228 to 731 code for a protein of 167 amino acids. Gene Ontology annotation, molecular function: protein heterodimerization activity; TBP-class protein binding; core promoter sequence-specific DNA binding. The transcript has 2 exons. NCBI's taxonomy places the organism in Eukaryota, Metazoa, Arthropoda, Insecta, Hymenoptera, Athaliidae.
AGAUGAGGUUAUUAGGUACGCGUUCUUGUGGAUUAUGUUUGAUUUGACCAUAUUUGACCAAUAAACUAGAAUCAUAGUUACUUGCUGAACUUAAAGGGGAUUCAUUAUCGGUGUGCAAUAGUGUAAUGGUGACAGCUCACAAAUUGUAGCACGGUCUUCCCAAGGGUUUCCUUCCCACUGUAAUUUUUCUGUGAAGAGUGGUGAACGGCAACGCAACAAGAACACAAAUGGCCUCGGCAGCAAUGACACCAGCUGAAGAUGAUGAGCUGACUUUACCUCGUGCUUCGAUUAAUAAAAUGAUUAAAGAGAUCCUCCCUCAUAUACGAGUGGCAAAUGAGUCGAGAGAGUUGAUUUUAAACUGCUGUACAGAGUUUAUACAUUUACUAUCAUCUGAAGCAAAUGAAAUCUGUAAUCAACAACAGAAAAAAACUAUUAAUGCCGAACAUGUCCUGCAAGCAUUGGAAAAAUUAGGAUUCGGAGAUUACAGUGCAGAAGCAGAAGCUGUGUUACGAGAUUGUAAGGCGGUAGCUGCCAAAAGAAGGCGACAGAGCACAAGGCUCGAAAAUCUUGGAAUUCCAGAGGAAGAACUUCUUCGUCAACAGCAAGAAUUAUUUGCCAAAGCUCGCGAAGAACAAGCAGUUGCUGAACAGCAACAAUGGCAACAAUUGCAAGCUGUUGCACAAAUGGCUUCUAUGCAACAAGUGGAUAGUGAACAAGAAGAUUAUUCGUAAAUACUUUUUAAUAUGCGUAUUGCAAGAGUUGAAAGAAGAGAUUUACCAAUGCUUUGCAUUUCGAAGUUACUUUUUCCAUGAUCAUUUAUUCAAUUAUAAAACUGAAUAUCAGUGACAGAUGGAAUGAAUUUUGAGUGCCUCAAUGAAUUAGUUUUUAAGAUUUUCUAUUUUAGACAAACCCAGAAACUGAUACAUUAUUUCUAGCACAUGUUACCACCAUUAUUUAUAAGUAUCGAUUAUAGAAAUAAAGGAAUAAAUCCGAAAA